This is a messenger RNA of Sinocyclocheilus rhinocerous, 978 nucleotides long. RefSeq lists its product as uncharacterized. The coding region runs from base 70 to 978 and encodes 302 amino acids. NCBI's taxonomy places the organism in Eukaryota, Metazoa, Chordata, Actinopteri, Cypriniformes, Cyprinidae. The transcript has 5 exons. The record is from RefSeq and is a predicted model, not a curated record.
GUCUACAGCUUCAUUCAUCUGAGCUUUCAGGAGUUUCUAGCUGCUUUCUAUGUAAUUUACUGCUAUUUAAUGAAGAGCAUGGAGCCACUGCAGUUUUUUCUGCAUGAAUUCAGAUCUUACAGAUUUAAAGUCUCUUUGUAUAAUCUACUAAGAUCAGCAGUAAAUAAAGCACUCCAGAGUAAGAAUGGACAUCUGGAUCUGUUCCUGCGGUUCCUGCUGGGCGUCUCACUGGAGUCCAAUCAGAGACUGUUACAGGAUCUACUGACACACACAGAGAACAGAUCAGAGAGCAUCAGAGAAACCACACAGGACAUUAAAGAGAUGAUCAAAGAUGCACAUGAUAGUUAUCGUCUCUCAGCUGGUCAAUCCAUCAAUCUGUUCCUCUGUCUGCUGGAAGUGAAAGAUCAGACUCUGUCCAGAGAGGUUCAGGAGUUUGUGAAAUCCGACAAACACUCAGAGAAGAAACUCUCUCCUGCUCACUGCUCAACAAUCGCCUACAUGCUUCAGAUGUCAGAGGAGCCGCUGGAUGAGCUGGAACCCAUGAAAUACAACACAUCAAAUGAGGGGAGAAGAAGACUAAUACCAGCUGUGAUCAACUGCAGAAAAGCUCUACUUUCUGGCUGUGAUCUCUCAUAUCAGCAUUGUGAAAUUGUGUCUGAAACAGUCAAUCAAAGUGCUGCUGUACGUCUCAAUGCAUACUGUGUUAUUGGUGUGCUUAGUUCGUUCGUGCACAAAAACGUCCUUUCCCUGAAGUCUCAAAUUGAGAUCGUUCAGAUGUGUCAUCGUUCAGUGCAGAGACUUAGCCAGCGCACAUUUGAAUGGAGCCACCGAGACGGACUGGGGAGCGCUAACCAGGUUCCGAGAGACCGUGCCAGAGGAACCAACGGAGCCACCGACGUGCCCACGGUGGGGCAGCGUGGUGGAACACAGGGACUCGGCCCGAGGCCUGUGACGGCAGAGGCCGGAGUCUGGGUGUGA